Molecule: messenger RNA, 840 nt
Organism: Hippoglossus stenolepis (Pacific halibut)
Lineage: Eukaryota; Metazoa; Chordata; Actinopteri; Pleuronectiformes; Pleuronectidae
Gene: plaat1l
Product: phospholipase A and acyltransferase 1-like
Exons: 5
Coding region: 151-609 (152 amino acids)
Biological process (GO): N-acylphosphatidylethanolamine metabolic process
Cellular component (GO): cytoplasm
Molecular function (GO): A2-type glycerophospholipase activity; glycerophospholipid phospholipase A1 activity
Source: RefSeq, a predicted model, not a curated record
ACAGAUAGUGUCAGGGGGAGGGUGGAGGGGAGCAAGGGCAGUCGACUGUGACCGUGACAGACUGUAUGUAAAUCAGGUGGUGUCCCUGUGUGUGUCUGUCUGUGUGUGUGUGUUUAAUGUCAGAAGCGACAAAGGACGACAUCUUCACUCAUGGGUCUGGAUCAUUCUCACCCUCAGGUUUUCCCUGGCGACAUCGUGGAGUAUCCCAGGAACAAAUACUUCUCUCACUUCGCAGUGUACUACGGGGAGAGGGACGGCGUUCCCUACGUGGCUCACCUGACAUGUCGAGAUUCAGAUGCGAAGCUGCCACUGUUUGGCCGAGCUCUGAGGUCACAGGUCAAACUUGAUCCUCUGGACAUGCUGGGGAAGAAAUACAAGGUCAGCAACAUGCUGGACGACUCGUUCUCGGCCCGAGACUUCCACACCGUGGUGAAGCCUUCCAUCGACGACAUGAUGGGUCGGGAGGUGACCUUCGACAUCCUGUUCCACAACAGCGAGCACCAGGCCACGCUCUUCAGAUACGGGGUGAAGCGGUCUGAUCAGAUAGAGAAAAUAUAUAAAUACAUCAUGCCGGCCUGGAAGAAGCUGUUUGUGAACAAGAAGCUGUGACGAACUGCCUCGGCCACUGAGGGGCGCUGUUCUACAUCAGAGCCAUUGUAUUACACCAAUAGUAUUUAUGUUUGGAGUUGAAGUGAUUAUACUGAAGAAAAUCAUAUUCAAAUUGUAAUAAUCAACCCCGUGUUAUUAAUCAUCGUUUUUACUUUUGACUUCUAAUAAAAUUUCCCUCUAAAUCACAUCUUCACUCUUGAGAAGUAUUAUUAAAGUUUAUUCUUGAAAAUC